Messenger RNA from Cladocopium goreaui, 4243 nucleotides. The record is from the annotation of a GenBank genome assembly. NCBI's taxonomy places the organism in Eukaryota, Dinophyceae, Suessiales, Symbiodiniaceae.
AGGUCUUGAAUCUGGCAGAUUUGCUCGGCCAAGAUCCAAAGAUCUUCCAGACUCUGCAGGCUACAGAAUGGAGGUGCUGAACCUGGGGCGACCAGCAGCCAAAAGGGAAGAAAUUGGGAGGUGCCUUGCCGGCCAUGGCUCCAGUGGAGAAGCCAAAGGGACUGACCUCCGGAUCGCACCUCGUCUCACUGCCGUUACAGUCUCCAAAGGAGAAACUUUUUCGCGAGAAAAUGGCCGAGAAGCGACCUUUGGAAAGGGGGACCAGGGGCACCUUGAAGAUGUGGUGAUGCAACUGCUCCGUUCUCUUCAAGAAGCCCUUUUCGGUCCCUAUUUCUUGGUCUUCAGGCAGAUGCGAAAGAGAUACUUCAGUCAAGCCUCCAGCCUAGAUUUGGGCAUAAAAGAACAUGCUCCUGGAUGCGUUUUCCCGGUGUUGGUGCCCAAUGCCAAGGGCCUACAGGCAGCUCUGGCAGCUGGUGCCAAGGAGGUCACCCUCCUAGCGGCCGCCAGUGACACCUUUGCGCAGAGAAAUACGAAUUGCACCGUUGAGGAGAACUUGCAACGCGCCAAGGCCGUGUUAGAAGCAGCCAAAGAAGCGCAGUGUGCUGUGAGGGCUGCGAUCUCCGUGUGUUUGGGUUGUCCCUACAAAGGCGAAGUGUCGCCCAAGCGAGUGGCGCAGGUGGCAUGUCGCUUGCUCGAGGACGGCUGCGAGGAGGUGGUGGUUUGCGAAGCUCAACUUCAGCAGCGGGGUGGUUAUUUUGGUGUCGAUCCGCCGGUGAUCUACAAGGACACCAUCGGCACGGGCACCGCGGCGUCCGUUUGGAGGCUCCUAGAGGCCUUGGAAGGUUCAGGCGUUCCUAUGGAGAAGGUGGGCGUCCACUUUCACGACACCUACGGGCAGGCUGUGGCCAAUACACUGGCGGCUUUGCAGUUCGGCGUCGCCAAAGUGGACGCGGCGGUGGGGGGCGUGGGGGGCUGCCCCUUUGCCGGACCAGGUGUCAGUGGAAAUGUGGCCACAGAAGAUGUGGUGCAACUGCUGCAUGGCCUCGGGGUUGAAACUGGCCUAGAUUUGCUGCAGCUUUCGGAAGCUGGGCAGUGGCUCAGCUCCCAUGUACUGCAGAAAGGCAAUGGCUCUCGCGCGGGGCCGGCCACCCUGAGACGCCAUGCUCCCGGCGCGCAACCAAGGCCCGAAACAGCUGCAGCUUCGGGGUUUUCCAGUGGACCUUUGAAGGGACUUCGUGUGCUGGAGGCUAUCGAUGAAACCAAGUUGGCCCAUGGUGGGGUUGGUCCUGGCUUAGUCGCCGGGGGAUGGACAGGAGCGACCCUGGCGUACUUUGGGGCCGAGGUAGUGAAAGUCAGGGCUGCUCGGAAACGCAGCCGCGCUGCUCCUGCGCCAACAGUACCGCCUCGCGUGGUGCGGCGCCGGGUGACGUCGAAACAGCCGGAAGCCGAUGCGCCGGUGGAGAUUUGUUCCUCCCAGGAGGAGCCAAGCGGCCUGCAGGCCGCCGCCGCACGGACGGAGCUGGAGCUGAGCACUGAGGCUUUUCGAGCGUCCUCCGUCACCGUCAACACCGCGCCCGACACGGCGGUGCCGGAGGCGGAGCCGGCGCCGGAGGAUGUGGCGGAGGAGAGGUGGUUCCUAGCCCUGGGCAGCAAAAUUGUCGGUGUUCAGCACUACGACGGGGUCGUCUCAGACCGUGAGUCGGUGGUCUUGCGACGACAGCCCGCCAACAUCUACGACCCCAAUGCCAUACAGGUGCUGAAUAUCAGAGGCGAACAGAUCGGCCACGUUCCGCGAGAAAUGGCCAGUCUGCUGGCGCCGGUGAUGGACCGCUUCGACGAUGGAACUGGCCAGUUGAGGGUUGAGGGACACAUCCCAAGAGGCUCGGGGAAUAUGUACUCCAUCCCAGUCCGUCUUCAGAUCUUCGGCCAAGCCAACGAUGCCAACGGCUCCGCUUCUUCCUCCGCACCGCGCAUUCUGCGGGACCUGGGGCAGCGGCUGCAGCGGACCUACUGCAGCGCAGCACGCGGCGCGGUGGAAGUGCUGCAAGCGCCAGAGGAAGGGACGCCCGUGCAGGAGUUAACCCCUCAGAUGUGGCGGCAGAUCAAUGGUGGCAAACAGGGCGCCAAGAUCGCCAAAGUGGGCCCCAGCAUGCAGGACAUCAUCGAAAGAGAAUUGGAGGAGAUCUUUCGACAGCCUGGGGGGUAUGAAGGUUGCCCCCUAGCGGAGCAGCCAGCGGGUUUGAAAACUGACCUUUAUCCUCAUCAGCUGAAAGCCUUGCACUGGAUGAUACAGCAAGCAGCUUGGGUCCUUGCGAAGGGGCAACCGAGACAGGAGAGAUCCCUAACCGUUGCCGAAAAGUUGGCCGACGUCGUGGACCGCGGUGACAGCGCUGUUCCAGCGGUCAAGGGGAAGAAGAAGACGGAAACGUCGACGGCGCAAACAUUUUUUUGGACCAAAGACACGUCCAAAGGCUAUGUGAUCUACAAGAACUUGGCCACGAAUUCGGCCUUCCGGCAGGCGCCCAAGCUGCCACGCGGCGGGAUCCUGGCGGAUGACAUGGGCUUGGGGAAGACCAUCACGACCAUCGCACUGAUGCUUGCCAAGAUGGACGACGCGAAGCGUUCUUGUCGUGGUACAGGUCAAAACUUGGUGGUUUGCCCGCUGUCGGUGCUUUACAACUGGUCGGAACAGCUGAAAUUACACGCGCCUGGGCUCAAGACGCGAGACCGUUCAGCUGGAAGUUUUCUGUUGCACGAUGUGACCUUGACCACCUACGAUAUCGUGCGUUCAGAGUUGAAAGACAGCAGCACUGGACUGGGCAGUGUGAAAUGGUACCGUGCUGUGUUGGAUGAAGCACAUGUGAUCAAAGGUCACAAGCAGGCCACAGCGCAAGCUGUCUUCCAGCUGGUGAAGGCUGAGUGCAAGUGGUGCCUUUCCGGGACGCCGAUCCAGAAUUCCGCGGAGGAUUUGUAUUCCUUGGCACGGUUCUUGAAACUGGAACCCUUCGAUCAGUUUGAUUGGUUCAAUCGUACCAUCCUGCGACCUUUGAAGAAUCGCGAUGCGGUGGGCUUCGAACGUUUGCAGGUCCUACUGCGCAGCUGGUGCUUGCGACGGACCAAGGCGAUGAGGAUCAAGGACCCAAACUCUGGACAGGAACGUCCUUUGCUUCUUUUGCCGCCAAAGUCUGUCGAAGUUUGCCGAGUGCCCUUGGAAUCGGGUGACCGUGUGCUCUACGAUCGCCUCUUCAACUGUGCCAGCGAACGCGUGAAGGAAAUGGAAAGCCGCAGCCAGCUGGGCCAGAACUUCUCUCAGGUGCUGUCACUUCUGACACGUUUGCGGCAGCUCUGCUGCUCCACCACUUUGCUGCCUGAAAAGCUCCUGAGCGAGCUGGCAAACGGCACAGGUGACGUGGAUCGCGUCUUCCAGGCCGCCGUGCAGGCGCUGGGCAGCUCCAGGGUGGAGGAUUUGCUGCGGAACUUGGCGGAGGCACAGGAGGACGACUGCAGUAUCUGUAUGGAGCCCACUUGCGACAUUGUGGCACGCUGUGGUCAUGUCUUCCACCGGAGCUGCAUCGAGACGGCUUUGCGUCAGCUGGGCCGUGCAGGGCAAGGACAGUGCCCGCUCUGCCGGUAUGUGAUCAAGAAGUCGGAACUCUUAGAAAAACCUGCAGAGCUGGAACUCGUGGAGGGUGACGAAACCUCUGCGACCGGCGCGGCCAGUGGGUCAAAAAUUCGCGCCUUGGCGGUGGUCGCCACCGGUGCUGUGAUCGCUUUCCUGCAGGAGAACAUCAUUCAGAAAAAGGAUCCACAAGGAAAAAAUCACAAGGCGGUGAUCUUCUCUCAGUUCACCGCCGUUUUGGAUCUGAUUCAGUCUGAGCUCAAGUCACAACAGUGGCCCUUCGUGCGUUUGGACGGACAGAUGAAGCACGAUGCGCGGGUGCAUGCGCAGCAGAGCUUUGCAGGGCAUCCGCAUAUCCAGGUCAUGCUGUGCAGCUUGAAAGCAGCAGGUACAGGCUUGAACUUGACAGCUGCUGACCACGUUCUAUUGAUUGAUCCGUGGUGGAACCCAGCAGUUGAGGACCAGGCCAUAGAUCGUCUGCACCGCUUGGGGCAGCGCCGCCCCGUGCGGGCGCUACGCUUCGUGGCCGAGCGCACGGUGGAGGACCAUUUUCCAUGGGAACUCGAUGGGAUUUCAUGGGUUUUGAGGAAAUCAUGGCGAAAUCAUGGGAAAUCUGACAUUUGA